AUGGCCGGGACGCGGGCAAACCAUAGACUGCAGGUUGGAUCGCAACCAUGGAUAGCAGAAGAACGCGCUUCCGCGCUUCAAAUUGCGCAGGCGGAAACCGAAGAGUUUACGUUUUCGGCAAGAAAUGACGUGGAGUGGUUGAAUGAGCACAUGGCGGAGAUAUUCAGCGAGAAUAAUGUAAACGUAGCGGAGAUAUUUAAGACCCCAGGAAAAUUACGAGGGAAAACACCAAGGACGGCGCGAAAGGCCAAUCCACUCGAGACGCGUCCACCGUUGACAGAUGUCUUUUCUUCCACGCCUCGAGGCCAGCCCAGCCCUUUCAAACAAGCGCAUUUCGAACGACCAGUCGCGACUUUUCAGGUGGCCGAAGAUGCACCAAGUCCAACAGCAGAGAAAUCUUCACCGGAGAGGGCACCACAAGUUCAGAGCCCAAUUCAACGGAAGCCUGUUGCAAAUCACAACGCUUACGAUUCGGGAUACUUUGGAAGUCAGUCUCAAAAUGUUCAUGCGACCCAGUUGUCCGAGUAUGCGGAUACGCAGGUUACAAUAGCGAACACGCCAGCAAGACCCGACGUAAGACAGAUAUUCGCCGUCCAAGAAGACGCUACUGUAAAUCGUGAAUCAGACGGCUCAUUUAAGUCUGCUGAGGAGCAACAAGGCAAUCUACAACAGCCUGAUGAAAUGGAAGUUGACACAGAAAACGCGCCUUUAACAGAAUUACAGGCUACGGUACAUCCAGUUCUGGAAUCACCUUUACAAACACGGGCUCAACCAGCUUCAUCUCCCCACAAGAGGUCGCCCCAAAGAUCUCCUCAACGGUCACCAGAUCGCCUUACUGAAACUCUUCAAUCCUCACCCCCCAAGAUUGAGCAACGCAGCGAUGAACCUGAAGCAAUAGUGGAGGAUGAGCCUCUUGAGGAGGAGCCUGCGGAUGAUGUACACUCUCAGUCAGAUGGAUCAAGUCCAAUUAGACCAAUAGUUCGGAAAAGCAGUCUGAAUUUCGCGUCACUACCAGCACGCGAGCCGAUCACUACCAAGAAGAGUCUGGGAGCACGAACUUCUAGAACAAGUCAUCUAGAUCAGAACAGAACAAGUUAUUAUGGCCGCGCCACUGGUGGAAAGAGCCUCGGGAAUGUGCGACAGGACGAGGAUUUGCGGGACGACGACGAUGCUGACAUCGAUAUGGAGGAUGAUUUAACUGUAAAUGACGCCGAUUCGAAAAUUGCACGUCUCCAUAACAAGACAUCUACGCAACGCCUCCAGGACCAGAUAAGUAAACUUGGCCAAUCUCAGACUCAAGCACGACCGGCUUCCAAAUCGAUUAUUGCUGGCGGGCUCUCUGUUUCUCAGAGCAGCCAGUCAUCACAACCUGCACCCGUGCAAGAAACGGCUCCAAGAGCCAAAUCUCCCCAACGCUCGCCGGAACGAAAAUCCCGCCCCCCUCCCGGUGCAUUCCCUGAUGAUGAGGAAGAUAGUUGGAUUGGUCCGCCAACAGUCACAGAGAAUUUUACUGUGUUCAGCCCGAGACCUCAAUUGCCAAAGAGUCAUACAACAGACGUAAUGGAGGGUAUUCAUAGGGCCAGUAUUGCCGACUCGCAAUUUACUAUUCCCAAACGAGGGGAUGAUCAAACCCAGCGAUCUCCAAUUCGCGAACCUAUCAUCCCAGAAAGAACGACGAGCACCUUGGGCCAUAUCAAAUCUGUAUCGACGUCUGUUCUAAGAUCACCAAGGAAGGCUGGGGAAUCUCCAGGUUUCCAAAAGACCAUUUCUGUUUCAAAUCCUACCAUGAGUAGUAUCGAUGAGAGACAUACAACUCCUCCAAAGUCACCUACUAGAAGUUAUCGUGGAAGUCCUUUGAAGGCUGCUAAGGAUAAAUUCUCUUCCAUUAUGAAGACGUCUCGGAGUCUCUUUGCCAGCAGUGCCGCUGUGAGUGCAGAUGCAAAGACCUCAACUCUGACCCCUUCCUCGAACCGAUUUGCCACCGGCCACCCCGGACAUUCCUUCGAGGACGUUUUCGCUCAAUCUAAUGACAAGGCCCCUCUAUACCCUGUUUUGGAUAACGGAUCUACUGCUACGGUAAACACUAUUCAAGCUCCUUCUAGCCCCCCAAAAGCUGUUCCACGGAAAACGAGAGCAUCCACCGAGCGAGAAGAGCGACAAAAGGAAGAAGAGGCAAGACAAGUUAAAGAAGCAAAAGAAGCUCAGAAAAUGGCUAACCAGCUUGAAAAGGCUCGACUCAAGGAGAAGGACAAAGCACGCGUGUUUCAUCAAGAACAAGAACGUGUUGCACUUAUGCAGAAGGAGGUAGACGCACGCAAGGAUCAGGAGAAACAAGCAAAAGCCAGUCAGGUUGAUAUCCCAAGGGCUACGAGAAGCAGUCCUCGCAAAACAAAAGCACAGCUGGAGGCUGAAGGUAUUGCUUCGGCGGCAGCGAGUACUGAGGAUUUUAUUCGAGACGCAGAAAUGAGUGAUGCGUCGGCAAUGCCACCACCCGCAAUUCCACGACCGAAGUCUCAAAUCGGUCGCCCCGGGCCAAAGAGACCCCUAAGACCUGCAAAAGAGACGCUGGCCAAAGCAAAACCGCCAACCGUUAUCAAGGUUGAUAUGCAGCGAGGUCAUCAAUACCACCCCUCGAAUACAACUUUAGCUGCGACUCUCCAGGAGUCUCUUUCCGCACCGUCUGGGCGACCCGGUCUGCACAAAAAGGCUAGUACAAGCUCUAUCCAGGGCAAAGCGUCGGUCUCAAGCUUCAAGGCAACAGCAAGCCGAGCGAUUGAGGCUGCCGCACGAAAGAAGGAACAGGACGAAAUUGCCGCUCAGAGAAAGCGACAACUGAAAGAGGAGAAUGAAAGGCAGCGAGCAGCGCUGAAGGAGGAGAAUGAAAGGCAGCGAGCAGCGCUGAAGGAGGAGGAGCGCCGAAAAGAAGAGCAACAACGCCGACAAGAAGCUGAGCGGCAACGAGAGUUGAAAAAUGAGAGGGAACGGGUUGCAAACGCAGCCGAUGCGAAGAAAGCUGCUUCACGACAAGCUAUGGAAAAGAGAAGACUAGAGCUUGAGAAAGCCAAGCAGAUGGGUGCUCCACCGCCAGCUUCUCGUAGUUUGCACGACAAAGCACUACCUCCUGUCCCACGUGGUGAGGCCAGCCAGUCAAAGCCAGUCCGACAACAGGAAGAAAUGGGAAGACCAGCCAGUCAAGCCUCCCACAAUGUAGCCAAACCUCUAUCGAAGAGACCUCUUCAACAAGAGGUGGGCGAAGAUCAGGCCAGGCCCGCAAUUCAGCGAAAUGGUCCUUCAUAUGAGCAACUACAAUCGAAGCGACGCAAGACCAGCGAAAGAUUUGAAGACGAUGAAGACAUGACCGAAAAUCAGCCAAGAAUGAACGCUCCUCCUAUCCGGCAGUCAAGUAGCAGGCCAAAGGAUAAUCAACCUAAAUCCCUCUUCCCAAGUGGAUAUGCUAAUGCUUCAUUAUCGAACAACCUCCAGCGAUCAACUAUUCUUGCACAGCAUAACAUGACUCACUCAAAGCCUGCCCAUCCGAUGGAUAUGGCUCAAAUGUCCAAAGGACCUAUUCCUUUCGCCUCGAGCACCAAUCAACCGAAAGCUCAACCAUACAAGACUCCAAUUCGACCUGGUGGAGUCAAAGGAAAUAUGAAAUCUGCGGCCAAAUCAUCUCCUCAAUAUCAAAAUGGCGAGACUAUUGAUCUUCCUGAAAUCAAUACCGAUUCCGAGGAUGAUGAUGAGGAUGAAGAUGACUCGGCGAAGAAACCAGCAUUCAAGGGUGCUUCGUGGAUCGAGUCUCCAGCUUUACGAAAGCAACUUACUGAGCAGGAGAAUAUCGAUCCUGCUACCAUUUUCGGUCAAGCAGAUGAACACGUGUUUGAUAUGGAGCAAGUAUUCAACAAGAGCAAAGACAAGUUCCCGAAAUUCAGAGACAGGACUUCUAGUGCCAAUUGGGGUGGAAUUGAUCGAUUGACGGAGGAUGAGAUCCGCAAAGAUUUACAAGCGAGACAGAGGAUGCAAAGAGCUGGUGGAUGGGAGUACAACUCAAUGGUUUGA
Molecule: messenger RNA, 4056 nt
Organism: Glarea lozoyensis ATCC 20868
Lineage: Eukaryota; Fungi; Ascomycota; Leotiomycetes; Helotiales; Helotiaceae
Exons: 5
Coding region: 1-4056 (1351 amino acids)
Source: RefSeq, a predicted model, not a curated record